Messenger RNA from Wasmannia auropunctata (little fire ant), 2545 nucleotides. RefSeq lists its product as uncharacterized. The transcript is spliced from 4 exons. The record is from RefSeq and is a predicted model, not a curated record. Bases 179 to 1543 code for a protein of 454 amino acids. NCBI's taxonomy places the organism in Eukaryota, Metazoa, Arthropoda, Insecta, Hymenoptera, Formicidae.
GGCUCACGGCGCUGCGCGAGGCCAGUCCGAGAACGCGAUCCUAACACUAACAUCCGGUGUAUUCCGAGAGAAAGAGGGAGAGAGAGAGAGAGAGAGAGAGAGAAGAGACGAGAGUCGGAAACGGAAACGACUGACUGCUUGAUCGCCGCACUGCCAAUACAGUAAUCGGCACGCUAACAUGAAGAUCAUCCUGUUGCUCGUCGUCGUCGCGGCUUUCGCCUCAGCCCAGAGGAUCACAACGAUCCAGCUGGAUGGCAUACAGUACUUCGUGUCACGAAUGAAUCCCUACAGUCCGGAACUGAAUUACUUCCUGGCGUAUCAAUAUUGCCGCUCGCUGGGCCUCCAGUUGGCAUCUUUUGAGACGAAAGAAAAGGCCGACACGAUGACGCAAUACCUGAAGAACGCCGGUUACACGAAAUACGACUUCUGGACCUCCGGCAACAAGCUAGGCACCGAUAUGUUUUUGUGGAUGAGCACGGGACUGCCGUUUAAUGUCACCUUCGACUACAUGCUGAAGCGACCUGGUAACAGACCUGCUGACGUACCACCCGGUACCGAACCCCAAAGGGUGGCGCGCGAAAGCGGCGACAGCGGCAGCGCGGACGGAUGCGUCGCGAUGGUAGCACCUACGUUAGCCUGGGAGGCGCAGGAUUGCACUAUCGUGAAGGACUUUAUCUGCGAGCAAACAAGAUGCUACUACUACAACUACGGCAGCAUUCCAGUCUCCGCGACUCAGGGAAAUCACAGGCCCUAUAUCACGACCACCUCGGCGCCAGCCAGCGACGACCAAGCGAAUGAUUACGGAACCGAUAGCACCAACAUCGACGACCACCAUCCGAGUAUCGAGGCUCAAAACGAGCAGGAGGCGACACCACCGGAAGCGGAUACGUCCACGGACGAGAAACUCUCGGAAGACCCGGUCGUCAGCAGGCUAAUCACCACGACCGCUCCCGCGUCUGGCAAUCAGUAUCAACAGCAGCAGCAACAGCAGCAGCAGUAUCAACACACGGGAACGACGGCAUCGGCGACGUCGCUGUUCGACGACGGUAAUGAGCGCGAGCGCACGGCCGUCGGCGACCUGAGCGACAUAAGACCGGAGCACAUCCCGGACAUCGCGAGCCUGUUCACCGGGCACGUCGCCGUGGCGUCUCAAGCGCGCAAGGACAGCGUUUUCGACGGUCUCGAGACUCGCGAGGUCCUGCGGCCGUCGGCCUCCCGUCCCGUCGUCUCCCCCGCCUCCUCCUCCUUCUCGUCGGAGAUGAAGAUGGAGCAUCGCGAGUCCCCCGACUACGGUGACCUGACCGCGGAGACUGAAUUACCGAACAACGGUCUCGAGGACGCCCACACGAUUGGGCCGUACGACAGCGUGCAGGAUUACGUAAACGAUCAGCCGGCGGACACGGCGUCGUCGUCGGCGGACUCGGCGAUGAUGAAGGACCAGGACGACGACAGCAGCACGAUCCUGCCAGAAGCGGAACCGGCCUAUAGGUACAACAUCAAAGUGCGCACCAACGGCAAAGUAUUAGACCCUCCGUCCAAGUAACGCUUUACUUCCUCCUAGAUAACGUCGCGUUAUUUCGUUUUAUAAGUGACAGAAACACACAAAUCGACAUUCUUGAGGAAUUAGGUAUAUAUAUGUAUGUAUAUGUAUAUCAGAGUGCAUUUUUUUUUGCACUUGUGACACGAGCGAGCUGUCGCUGUUGCGCGGAUUCAGACAGAUCGCUAUCGUUGUCGCCGCUCGCCGUUUAGCUCUAACUUAAAGCGUACCCGAUACAAUGCUCGAUAGUUUUCAAUCAGAGAGGCACUAUUAUCAGCUUUCUCGGUCGGCGGCAGGCAGAGAUUAUUUUGAACCGUCAGGAUCUCGAUGCUUAAAACGAACGAGAAUGAGUAACGCUGUGGCUCAGAAAUGCUAUUAUCAACGAUGUCGAAAAGAGAAAAGUUCUGGUGUCAAUCGAAAAGACGAAUUAUUCUCCUGCCGACGUUACUCGACAAGCUUUACAUUUUCACAAGGGCAUUUACUCGAUUAAUCAGCUCUCACUUUCUAUCACCGAUGACGCCGGCGAAUUAUCAUUGUCAUCGUAUCAUUUAUCCCUCAUUUCUAUUUCAUUAAAUUCUCAUGUUCAGCAUUAAACAAUAAAACUUAGAACAAUAGAAAAAAGAAUAAAACGAAAUUAAAGGUCCAAUGAUUCAUUAUUGAAUAAUAAUAAAUAUUGCUAGCUUCCGUCAGCGUCUUAUAUCUUCAUAAGAUAGUAAUUAUCAUCAUCAUAGUUAACAUAUCUAUACGUCUGCAAGACGAAACGUUUGACAGCCAAACGAUUCCCGAAAUAUUUUGGAAUGCGUGAUGGAUGUUAAAGAGACCACACCGAGAGAGUCGGUCGCAAAUGUUUCGGUCAUCCAGACGUAUGACGAUCGGCGUACGUAGUUUUAUCAAUGAGAAACGUUACUCUCUAGCUGUUACGGUAAGUCACUUCCAUAUUAAUUCUGUGUACAACGGCGCGAAUGUGCGACUUGUGUACUGAACUUUAAUAAAGGUAUUACAACUAUA